AUACUGGGGUGCAAGGGAGAAAGAAAAAAAAACAUUUGGGGAUGAGGUAGUUGGGUGGCUAUUUACAGAUGGGCAGAUGUACAGGUGCAAUGAUCUGUAUGCUGCUCUGACAGCUGAUGCUUAAAGUUAGUGAGGGAGAUAUGAGUCUCCAGCUUCAGUGAUUUUUGAAAUUCGUUCCAGUCAUUGGCAGCAGAGAACUGGAAGGAAAGGCGGCCAAAGGAAGUGUUGGCUUUGUGGGUGACUAGUGAACUAUACCUGCUGGAGCGCCUGCUAUGGGUGGGUGCUGCUAUGGUGACCAGUGAGCUGAGAUAAGGUGGGGCUUUACCUAGUAAAGACUUAUAGAUGACCUGGAGCCAGUGGGUUUGACGAUGAAUAUGACGCGAAGGCCAGCCAACGAGUUCAUACAGGUCGCAGUGGUGGGUAGUAUAUGGGGAUUUGGUGACAAAACGGAUGGCACUGUGAUAGACUACCUCCAAUUUGCUGAGUAGAGUGUUGGAGGCUAUUUUGUAAAUUACAUUGCCGAAGUCCAGGAUCGGUAGGAUAGUCAGUUUUACGAGGGUGUGUUUGGCAGCAUGAGUGAAAGAUGCUUGGUUGCGAAAUAGGAAGCUGAUUCUGGAUUUUAUUUUGGAUUGGAGAUGCUUAAUGGGAGUCUGGAAGGAGAGUUUACAGUCUAAACAGACACCUAGGUAUUUGUAGUUGUCCACAUAUUCUAAGUCAGAACCGGGCGGGCAGGUGCAGGCAGCAAUCGGUUGAAUAGCAUGCAUUUAGUUUUACUUGCAUUUAAGAGCAGUUGGAGGCCACGGAAGGAGAGAUGUAUGGCAUUGAAGCUCGUCUGGAGGUUUGUUAACACAGUGUCCAAAGAAGGGUGGGAUAGUAGUCCUGUUAUGUGGACGUUUUGUUCCUAUAUGUUGUUGGGGAUUAUAUCUAUCUGAUAAUCAACUCAAGGCUUUUCGCAGUGGACAUUUAAAUACAGAUUAAACAUAGGCUAGUCCGGGACAAAAAUACAUGCUCUGUGCCGAAUUUCUAUUGAAAUAUUUUAUUUGUUCAGGACUAGGCUUAGCCUAAUGUCUCGUGAUCAGAUUGUGUGCAGAUGACAAAAUUACGCAAGAGUUUACUUCAUGGUUAACAGAGAUUCGGGUUUAGCCUAAUCUGUGUCUGAGAUACCGGUCCUAAAGGUUUAAAGCCUUCAUAAGGUCAUUGUUCUCCAUCUCUCUCUUAGUUUCAUAGAGAAGAACUUGGCUUCGGCUCGCAGCAAAAUGUACCAACUAAAUGACAAAACAUAAUGUGUCAAUCCCUUAAUUUAUGCUGUGCAUUGGAAUAGACUAUUACAUGAAACACACUUUAGAUGCAUUUUCAGUUUUGAGAUAGAUUAUAAUGAGUCCAAUAAGCCAUGAGACCAUAGCAGUAUAAACAUUGCUGUUGUAAGGCAGCACCAUGUGUUUUGGCACUCAGGAAAUUGGAGACUGCUGUAUGUGUUCAAGGAUGUGGUAACAUUUGGGCGGUACUGAGGCUUUCACUUCCUUCAAUGUGGCCAACUGUUUACAAUUCUCCUGCAAUGGUUUCUUCAAAAUAAGUGGUUAAUUCGAGUAGGGUCCCACCCUGCGUUUGACAGUACAAUGAGCACAUAGUGAGAUACUCUUGAGCAGUAUACUCCCAUUACCAUUCUGUGACCUGAGACAGAAAAUGAAAUAAUCUACUGAGGUGACAUCAUUGACUCAGCAAAUGAACAACUCAAAGAUAUGCGGGUCAACACCAGCACCAGCUGUCAGAGCAGCUCACAGAUUACGGCACCUGUACAUAGCCCAUCUAUAAUUUAGCCCAAUCAACUACCCCUUCCCCUACUGUAGUUAUUUAUUUAUUUUUGCUCCUUUGCACCCCAUUAUUUCUAUCUCUACUUUGCACAUUCUUCCACUGCAAAUCAACCAUUCCAGUGUUUUACUUGCUAUAUUGUAUUUACUUCGCCACCAUGGCCUUUUUUUGCCUUUACCUCCCUUAUCUCACCUCAUUUGCUCACAUUGUACAUAUACUUAUUUUUCUACUGUAUUAUUGACUGUAUGUUUGUUUUACUCCAUGUGUAACUCUGUGUUGUUGUAUGUGUCGAACUGCCUUGCUUUAUCUUGGCCAGGUCGCAAUUGUAAAUGAUAACUUGUUCUCAACUUGCCUACCUGGUUAAAUAAAGGUGAAAUUAAAAUAUUUAAAAUUAAAACUCCUCCCCUUAGUAAGUGUCACACCCUGACCAUAGUUUGCUUUGUAUGUUUCUAUGUUUUGGUUGGUCAGGGUGUGAGCUGAGUGGGCAUUCUAUGUUACAUGUCUAGUUUGUCUAGUUCUAUGUUUGGCCUGAUAUGGUUCUCAAUCAGAGGCAGGUGUUAGUCAUUGUCUCUGAUUGGGAACCAUAUUUAGGUAGCCUGUUGGGUUUUGUGGGUGAUUGUCCUUGUUCCUGUCUCUGUGUUUUGCACCAGACAGGGUUGUUUUUGGUUUUCCACAUUUAUUGUUUUGGAGUGUUCGUUUAUAUCUUUGUUUAUUAAACAUGAAUCAAUAUAAUCACGCUGUGUUUUGGUCCGCCUCUACUUCACCCCAAGAGAACCGUUACAGUAAGUCAUACAAGGUAUCUUUUCUAAGCUGAAUCUGGCACCAUGCCACAGAUGCAGGUCAAAACCCAAGUUGCAAAAGUCCUCAAUAAAACCACACCAGGGCUGCAGAUAUGGAGAAUAGAGGACAUGGAGAUGGUGCCCUUCUCUUCUAAAGCAUAUGGACAAUUCUAUGAAGGUGACAGCUAUGUCGUUCUAUACACCAAUAAGAUGCGUAGCUCGUUCACCUACGACCUCCACUAUUGGCUGGGAAAGGCCACCUCCCAUGACGAGCAGGGGGCGGCGACCAUCUACACCACUAUGAUGGACGAGCACCUGGGAGGCAUGGCUGUGCAACACCGUGAGGCACAGGGCUAUGAGAGCGACACCUUUCGUGGAUACUUCAAAAAGGGCAUCAUCUACAAGAGUGGCGGCGUGGUGUCUGGGAUGAAGCAGGUGGAGACCAACACCUACAACAUCUGCCGCCUGCUCCAUGUCAAGGGAAGGAAGCAUGUGGUGGCUGGAGAGGUGGACAUGAGCUGGAGCAGCUUUAACAAGGGGGAUGUGUUCCUGCUUGACCUGGGCAACCUCAUCAUCCAGUGGAACGGACCCAAGAGCAACCGUAUGGAAAGACUCAAGGGAAUGACUCUAGCCAAGGACAUCCGCGACAGGGAAAGAGGGGGGCGGGCGCAGGUUAGCGUGGUGGAAGGUGAUGACGAGAAGUCUUCCGAGGAGGCCAUGAAGCUGAUGAAGCAGCACCUGGGAGAGACGAGACGAGACAUCAGGGACAGCAUCGCGUCUGAUGAUGUGGUCGACCAGAAGCUGAGGUCCAGCGUCAAGCUCUUCCAUAUCUCAGAUGCCCAGGGGAACCUUGUGGUGCAGGAGGUAGCAGUGAAGCCUCUAUCUCAGGACCUGUUGAAUCACGAGGAUUGCUAUCUGUUGGAUCAAGGUGGUAUAAGGAUCUUUAUCUGGAAAGGAAAGAAGGCUUCCAAGACAGAACGGUCCAAGUCUUUGGAUAAAGCAGAAGCAUACAAGAAGGCGAAGGGCUACCCUAUCUCCACCUACGUCGAGACGGUGAAUGAUGGUGCAGAGUCUGCCGUGUUCAAGCAGCUGUUCCAGAGGUGGAGCGUGAAGGGUCAGACUGUGGGGAUGGGAACCACAAACAGUCCAGGCAAAAUUGCCAAGGUUGAGCAGAUCAAGUUUGAUGCUACUUCCAUGCAUGCAAGGCCUGACGUGGCUGCCCAGCAGAAAAUGGUCGAUGACGGAACAGGCGAAGCAGAGGUGUGGAGGUUAGAGGACAGUGAACUGGUGCCUGUUGACAGGAAGUGGUUGGGCCACUUCUAUGGAGGCGACUGCUAUCUCAUCCUCUACAAAUAUGAAGUCGGCAACAGGAGUCACUACAUACUAUACAUAUGGCAGGGUCGCCAUGCAAGCACCGGUGAGCUGGCUGCCUCUGCUUUCCAAGCCGUGAACAUCGACCAGCAGUACAACGGUGAGCCAGUUCAGGUCCGAGUGCCCAUGGGGAAAGAACCACUCCACCUCAUGGCCAUAUUCAAGGGCAAGAUGGUGGUCUAUGAGGAGGGGAGCUCCAGGGCCAACUCUGCACAUGUCCAGCCGGCGGUUCGUCUCUUCCACAUCCACGGCACCAACGAGUUCAACACCCGCGCCAUCGAAGUGCCAGCACGCUCCUCGUCCCUCAACUCCAACGACGUCUUUGUGCUCAGCACUGACACUUGCUGCUAUCUGUGGUAUGGUAAGGGCUGUUGUGGUGAUGAGCGAGAGAUGGGCAAAUCCCUGGCAGACAUCAUCUCCAGGAGGGAAAAACAUGUAAUCGCAGAGGGUCAGGAGACGGCUAACUUCUGGGUAAAUCUGGGAGGCAAGACCCAGUAUGCCAACAGCAAGAGGCUUCAGGAAGAGCACAACAUCACCCCACGUCUCUUCGAGUGCUCCAAUCAGACAGGCCGCUUCCUGGCCAUGGAGGUCACCAACUUUAACCAGGACGACCUGGACGAAGAUGACAUCAUGCUGCUGGACAUCUGGGAUAUGGUGUUCCUGUGGUUGGGCAAGGGAGCUAAUCAAAUAGAGAAGGAGAAUGUGGUCCCCACGGCACAUGAGUACCUGAGGACCCACCCAGGUGGUCGAAAUGUGGACACCCCCAUCGUGCUGGUCAAACAGGGCUUUGAGCCUCCCACCUUCACAGGCUGGUUCCACGCCUGGGACCCACACAUGUGGAGUGGAGGGAAAUCCUACCAGGAGUUGAAGGCUGAGCUUGGGGAUGCCAGCGACAUCAUCCAGAUCACCGUGGACAGAAGCACAUCCAACUCUACUCAAAAGAACUCCAAGAGCAUUGGUGAACCACUGCUGUCCCCCACCGUUGGGGCCACCUUCCCUGCAGACAAGCUGUUGAACCGCCAGACAGAGGACCUGCCCGAUGGGGUUGACCCCACCAAGAAGGAGGAGUAUCUGUCCAAUGCUGACUUUGCUCUGCUCCUGGGUGUGUCCCGGGUAGAGUUCUACUCCAUGCCCACCUGGAAGCAACAGAAUCUGAAGAAAGAGAAGGGUCUGUUCUAGGAGAAGAAUAUCUGCACCUCGGGUCUAAAUUUUUGACAGCGUAAAAUAGCAGCGUGCUGUCGUCAAAUCACACGGUAUCUCCUCAAAUACUCUCUUGGGAAUCGAUUUCAUAGGGAGGUUGGAAUAAUGCAAGAACUACACAUCUUUAAUUCUGUAUCUUGAAUUAGCACCGUUAUUCGUGCAUCCUUAAACUCCAAACAUAUUGCCCCCGCGUGGACUUCAUUCCAAAUUAGAUCCACUAAAACAAAAGCAUAGGGAGAAUAUCGGACAUGGCGAACACUAUCACUGCUUUUUUGCGGUGUCAAAAUUAGGCCCCUCAUGUUUUGUCAUCUAGCCUUGCAAUUCACUCAUUCUCAGAUAACCAACAGUAGGUUGGUUAUCAAAUGACUUGUGCCUUAGGCUUUUUUUUUGUUUUGUUUGUUUCUGAAAUGUUGCUGUUGUAAUUUAAACAAUCAAGUUAUGGAGAGGGAACGUGUAGGGGAUAUGAAUAAUUAUAUACGUUUUGUUAUCUGAGAUUUAUCGUAGGCACAAUAAGUAGCACUUUUCCCCUGAAUUUGCUACUUGUGUCGCCGAAUUCUACCUGGAUAUAUAAUGUAGCUGUCAAGCAUUUAAGACUAAGCAGGAGAUGAUAUUGGUUCUAUACUUUAUUUUCACAAUGAGCCUUAUUAACAUUGAAAAUGUGUCUAAAAUGUUUCUUUGUAAUGGAGGACCGCAAAGGCUUAGUUAUAUGUUGUAGUGCAGAAAUAUAAAGAUGAGUUACUUCAUAUGCUUUAUAAUAUAAAUGUUUAGAUCUAAUGUAUCAAUGAAAUUCAAGAUUGUCAAAUGGGGAUAACUACUGCGGUAUUUAGUUUCUGUCUUUAUAUGAAGACCCUUCAAAUGCCAUGCUGAAUGGCAGUCAAUAAAGAUAAUAUUCCCCA
Oncorhynchus nerka (sockeye salmon) is the source of this 6055-nucleotide messenger RNA. Its product is annotated as villin-1-like. Lineage: Eukaryota; Metazoa; Chordata; Actinopteri; Salmoniformes; Salmonidae. The coding region runs from base 2634 to 5138 and encodes 834 amino acids. Gene Ontology annotation, molecular function: phosphatidylinositol-4,5-bisphosphate binding; actin filament binding. The record is from RefSeq and is a predicted model, not a curated record. Gene Ontology annotation, cellular component: lamellipodium; cytoplasm; actin cytoskeleton. Gene Ontology annotation, biological process: barbed-end actin filament capping; actin filament severing; regulation of lamellipodium morphogenesis. The transcript is spliced from 20 exons.